CUUAUAUCCUCCUCCUCUUCCCGCUACCACCAUGUCAGGCCAAUGCACGAUUUGCCUCUGCGACUAUAAGGAGCCGGUCUCCAUACCCUGUGGCCACGUCUACUGUAUGCAAUGCCUAUCUGACUACAUUUCGACCAGUAGCAGAGAUGGAUUCACAGCGAAGUGCCCUACAUGCAGAACGAAGUUUACUAUUGUUGUGCCGGAGCUGCAUUCCCUCUCCAAGCUGUUCCAUCGUUACGUGACUCCAAGUAUACGACGCGUCUUCGUUGAACCCAAUCCCUCCGAGACAUACGAAGAACUCAAGCACCGACUCGAAGUAGCGGAAGCGCGCAACGCCACCCUCGAACGAGACAAUCGGGACCUUAUGGAUUCAUGCGAAAGGUACAUGGCUGAAUCUGCGGCUCAUGCCAGGGGAGAGCGGAGUGCAACAAUCGAGUUGCAAAGGGUGAAGAGGCAGCUGGAGACGGAGAGGAAGAUGGCAAAGGAAGAGGCUGCGCGUAUGCGUGAGCUGCUGGAAGAAUCGCGUAAAGAGGCGAAUUUGGCAAGGACAUUGUCAUCAACUCCCUCUCCCGCGACCAUUGGUAUCAAGCGCGUGCGAUUCGAGAAUGGCAGCUCUGAUGGAACUGAGGAUGAUUCCCCAGUUCGAGACCGACUCACGCGUUCGCUCCCAAGUCGUAGCAUCAAGCGUAUCCGGCGAGAGCGUAACAACAUCUUAGAUGCCCAUCCCGCUGGAGAAUCUUCACCAUCCCAGCCUGCCCCUCCGGUUUCCCUCCCCGCUAUCAUCGAUUCGAGGCAACCGAAGAUGGCGCAAGUACCCUUAACAGUCCCAAGCCCUGCAUCGGCACAGGUCAGGAAAGGGCGAACGAAAUUCCUCAGAAUUCCAAUCGGCACAACACCACGUCUAUCUCAAAAUACCUCGAGUAACCGCCGAGAUAGCCAUGGCGCCUGGGCUUUUCUUGAAUCCGAUUCCGACUAACUUCAUCAUCUAUUUUCAUCAUCUCAUCGGUGCUUCACAUAGACCUCGAAUUUACUCAAUUGCCAGUACCAGGUGCUGCAGAUACUACUGCUCCUCGUAUAACCAUGUCAUUCAUUACUACUGCUCAUAACAUUGCUUACAAACUACUGCAUCUACUUAGGAACAAAUUGCCGCGACUCUCAUGGAACACUCACGUUGGCUUUCUUGACCUCAACUAGCUACGUCGAUAUUUAUUUGAAUACUGCAUUCUGAUCUACACUCUUUUUUGUAUCUACAUCUCAACAUAUGUAUGGCUAUCAAAACACUCAAUGGAUGCUCAGAGCCUGAUAACUCGAUUCGUCAGUGGGAAGGUUCCGGGCGGAAUUCAACGAUGAC
Desarmillaria tabescens is the source of this 1351-nucleotide messenger RNA. RefSeq lists its product as uncharacterized. The coding region runs from base 32 to 976 and encodes 314 amino acids. Gene Ontology annotation, cellular component: site of double-strand break; nucleus. The transcript has 5 exons. Gene Ontology annotation, molecular function: ubiquitin-protein transferase activity; nucleosome binding. The record is from RefSeq and is a predicted model, not a curated record. Gene Ontology annotation, biological process: double-strand break repair. Lineage: Eukaryota; Fungi; Basidiomycota; Agaricomycetes; Agaricales; Physalacriaceae.